Passer domesticus (house sparrow) is the source of this 7064-nucleotide messenger RNA. RefSeq names its product S100 calcium binding protein B (gene S100B). Bases 315 to 593 code for a protein of 92 amino acids. NCBI's taxonomy places the organism in Eukaryota, Metazoa, Chordata, Aves, Passeriformes, Passeridae. Gene Ontology annotation, biological process: positive regulation of cell population proliferation; positive regulation of canonical NF-kappaB signal transduction. The transcript has 3 exons. The record is from RefSeq and is a predicted model, not a curated record. Gene Ontology annotation, molecular function: S100 protein binding; calcium-dependent protein binding; zinc ion binding. Gene Ontology annotation, cellular component: nucleus; cytoplasm.
CGGCCGGGCUCCCCGCCCCGCGGGCAUAAGAAGCCAGCGCGUCCCCGCGGUGCCGGACACGCCGCAUCGCUGUGACACAGCCCCGCCGCAGCAGGGAGAGCCCCUGGCAGCAGAGUUUUGGUUUCUUGUGACCUUCCCCCCGAAGCCAGGGCUGCUGCCAGUGCUUCCCAGCAGAAUGCCUUGAACGGUCCGACCUUGCUGAUCCAUGGGUGGAGCCCCGGGGUGGCCGUGCUUCCCAGUCAAUAGGAAUUCCUGGAGCUUGCCCAGGCUGGUGCUCCCAGCGUCCCCUCUGACCUCAGGGCCGCGCCACGACCAUGUCUGAGCUGGAGAAGGCGAUGAUCGCCAUCAUCGAUGCCUUCCACCAGUACUCCGGGAAGGAGGGAGACAAGCACAAGCUGAAGAAAUCGGAACUGAAGGAGCUCAUCAACAACGAGCUGAGCCACUUCCUCGGGGAAAUCAAAGACCAGGAGACUGUGGACAAAGUCAUGGAGGCACUGGACUGCGAUGGGGAUGCAGAGUGCGACUUCCAGGAGUUUGUGGCCUUCAUUGCAAUGGUCACUGCUGCUUGCCACGAGUUCUUUGAGCAUGAGUGAAGUGGUGGGAAGCAGGUGAGCCCUUCUGCUCAUGCUGGAGAGAGGCAAGGCAGCAUUGCUCCUCCAGGAAAAGGACUGGCCGUGAUUACAGACCCCUUAGAGUUCAGCUUGCGCUAGACUUAAGCAGCUUAUUAAAAGUGCUGUGGCUUUGUGAACAAGGAGCACUUGUGUGGCUCAGGAAGGGCUCUUGGCUAGUGCCCAUUGGGCUGGGUGCAGUGAGAGAGUGCCUUGCCUCAAGCUCCUUCCCUGCUGUUUUAAGUCAGGAAUUUGCAUGGGGCUGGAAGCAGAGGAAUGCUGUGAUCCAAGCUCACAUGCAAAGGCAAAAAGGAAAUUCAGGAGUUGAAGGAAAAGAUGAUGCAGAGGGGCUGGUUUUGGAAACUUGCUGCUGAGCCCACUGGCCUGAAGGGGAAGGCUCCCAGUGAUUCCUGUGGGCUCCAGGCAUGGCAUUAGAAACCAGCUCCUGUCCCAUCACAGCUGCUCAGCAGAGCCCACCCAUUUCUGGUACAUUGAGACGCCCUUGGCUUGCAAGGCAAAGUGUAACAAUCUAAAAGCAUAACCAUCUGACAGCUGAGGCUUUUCACUUGUUGAUCAUUCCUGCUUUUAGCAGCCUGCAGAACUGGAAGCAACAGCAUAUGAGGCUCCUGCACUGGGUCAGCUCCUGGGCCUGGGAUAUGCCUUGACAAGGUGUCCAGGCUCAGUGAGAAGGGAAGUGGGAGUGGCCCAGUGUGACCACAGACCAGGCACAGCCUCUUGAGUCUGUGGAAAUGAUAAGGAAUAAAACGUUGGUUUGGCCUCUGGUGAAAAACGUGUCCUUUUGUGCCAGGCUACUCUGCACUGAGAGAGAAAGGCUGGGGGAUCAACUCUGAAGCACUGCUACAGCCCAUGCCCCUGGGGUUCUUGUUGGGCAUCGACCCCUCUUCUCUUUCCUGGUGUCAUUGUGACUGGCCAGACAACCACGAUUGUCACAGCACCGAGUUCCAGCUGGCUGCCCACACUGCCAGGUGUACCUGCCAGGACAAAGGAACACAAGGGCCCUCUGCAGGAUGUCACUGCUGCUGUUGGGGUCAUCCAGGGGCUUGCAGUGGUGAGCCCUUGCAAAGUCUCAGCUAAACCCAGGACAACCCCCCCAAGGCCUAUGCUUUGCUUUUUCAGUGUGCACCUGCCAUCCAGCUCAGCAACACCUGGGAGUUCACCCCAGAAUAAAUCUGAAACAUUCUGCUUCAACAGCAUUCCCUCAGUGUACUGAGGGCCAGUGACAGCAGCAUGUUAGUUCAGGAGACAGAGCUUGGCAUUGCCUGGUCAGUACAUUUUAUACUCCCACUAAUCAGGUAAAAAUCCACCAACCAACCAACCUAAAAAUGGUCCUUAUACCUUCAGUGCAAGCUGGGAUUUCAAUGUCACACUCAUUCAAUGUAAGAUGAAUUACAGAUUUUUGAAUCCUGUCCUCCUUAGUUUUGAGAAAUAUGAGUUCAGUUGCUUUGGCAUUGAAAUCCAGCGUGCUUUAAACAUGUCCCACUCAGCACUUUCUGCAUGUGAGGCACAAUGCCUGGCUGGAAUUAAAAGUGAGAAAAACAGCAAAGGCUCCAAGAUGCCAUUGUCUUGUUAUGUGCAGUGCUUUUAAACACAAAACACAUUUUGCAGGAUCAGUUCUUGUUUGUUUCCUAAAUCUGCUGUCAGUACAAAUGGUUCCUCUGAGUGCCUCACCUCUCUUGCCUUUUCAAACAAAACACUUGCCUUCUUUUAACAGACUACAACUUAAUUUACUUCCACAAACAAGGGUCUAAGUAAAAGCAGGUGGUCUGGUCAGGAACCCUUGAAACUCUGGGUUAAAAAACCUCCCAGGGCUCUUUUCCAAGAUGGAAUGCCCUGUAACCACAGAGUGUUCUGCACACUGUGAGCUGAUUGUGGGCCCAGCAGUCUGACCCAUCUGCUGCACCUCAAAGUGUUUGCACUGAACUUUGUGUCAGAGAAAGGAAACCACUUGGAAGCACACUUGGGAGUAAUGCUGGCGCAGCACAUCAUUUUUUCUGGAUAGAAGUUAAACAAACACCCUACCUACCAUAAGCCACAUUGCAAGAGGGACAGGAAGAGUUCUUUUGGGGAUUUUUUUACAGCCUUUCCAAACUGCUGCAGCUGUUACAAGUGACAUAAUUAAAAAAAUUUUGUUUUAUUAAAUUUUGUUUUAAUUAAUCCUAAUUAUAUAAGUAUAUUAAUUAUAAGCAGUACGUUAGUCUUAUAUCAUUUUAAGCCAGCAUUUGGCAAAGUUGUCAAAGGUUACUUUUAUGGGAACACAGCUUGGGAAAAUUUCUGACACAUUAAGUUUUGAUAAACUAAAUCUGAUAUGCUUCAAUGAACAAGGCCUGGGAGAGAAAGAUGCAUUGUUGAAGCUGGACAUCUGGAAUGCAGAAUUUAGGGACUACAAGGACAUUUUGCAGAAACCAGAAGAGACUAACAAAGACUGUGUCUGUGUGUUGAAAAGUCCCUACUGGAGAAAACAGAUACUAAAACCCCUAAAAAUAUGGCCUAAUUAGCAUGAACAGUGAGGAAUCAAUAAUCAACAGAGGACAGUAUACUAAUGAAUGAAAUAUAAUUAUGCAAUUUAGAACCAAUGAACAUUAAUUUGUUUGCUAAAAAUGUAGAAAUAGGUGGAAAAGUUUUGUAUCAGUGCCUGUGUAGAGGCUGGAAUUUUGUCAGCCAUUUACAAACCCUGGCCAGGAAUAAAGAACUGCCUCACUCUCCAGCGCUACAAAGACACUAUUAGAGGGCAUGAGGACACAUUUUUGUCCUUGCACAUUUUUCCCUGUGAGACAUCUAUCCAGAUCUUCCAUCCUUGUGAGGCUGCAAUGUGCAUGGUGGUACUUCGAGCUGAAAAGGGCUGCGCAGAGAGCACUGUGCUCUACCAGCUUCCUGAAGGUUUUAAAAGAAAGGGGGCUUCCCCUUGAAUGUGGUGCAAAUGCAAGUUUAGACAACAUUUCACAAGUUUCACCAGUUUCAGGGGCAAACUCUGGGCAAGCUUUGUGUCCUGGCACAGCUCUCUGUGCUGGGCGCAGCGUCCCGGCCGUGAAAGGAGCGUGGCUGCCCCUGGCCUGCCAGCCCAAUUCACAGUCCUAAGCUGGCAGUCUUGAGGGUAAAGUUAAACAAGAACUACUUGUGCUGCUACCUAUUCCUCUUCCAGCCCCCCUGUGGAAACAACUGCACCUACCUUAAGGCUCUGAGAUCCAGAGAACACAAUGGUAGAGGCAGCAGGGAAGGGAAGGACAGAGUGCACCUGUGAGUUUGAUGUGGCUUAUAUGGGACACGUGGGAGGUGCAGCCUGUGAAUAUCAGGUUGCACAGGGAAGAAGGUAGGUUGGCAAGUGCCUUCUGUCCUGGCACAUCUGUCAGUCAGGACUGCAGCUGCAAACACUUCGCUCUAACAAUGGACUCUGCCACUUUGAGAGAACAUGCUAAUACUAUAUAUAUAGUUUAGAAGGAAAAUGUGAAUCACUAGUGUGUUUUGUCUAGCUUACAGACUGCAAAGGGACUAUGAAGGCCAGCAGUGGCUUUUUGUUGUAGGACUUUUUCUUUGCGAGCAGCUGCUGGACAUUUUGAAGGGGUUUGGGAUCUGCGAGAGUUGGAGUGCAAGAUGGCACACAGAUCUUGAGGGAAAGUGCCUAUCUCCAGGGAGCUGGAUGCAGUUCAGAGGGUGUGAGUUACAUGUUGAGCAGCUGAUGGCACAGAAAAGGUUCUAAAAGGAAGAGGCCGUGCUGCAAUUGCCUUUUAUUUUGCAGCCUCUAAACUGCACAGCCAACACAACCACACGAUAGCGCUGUCGACUCACAAAACAGGAACAUGCACUGAGCUCAGCUCAAAACCACCCCCAGGACACAGCCAAGUCAGAAACGUCCCCGCUCUCAAAUCAGCUCUGUCAGGACAAAAAGGUUUGGCUGAUCUUCCCCUUCCAAGAACAAACUCUUCCUUGCAGCACACUCAAAUGGCAACAAGAACUCCUCUGCCCUAACAAACCUUUUCACUCUUGCUGAGUCUGGUAACAAACUUGAAAACAUCUGCCAAAAGCAGGGCUCACGAAAGUGUCAGUGGAGAAAGCUUUUUACUGCCUACAAUUUCAACUGCACCCAUCAAACUACAAACACUCACCCUGUAUCACCAUUUUCCUUCUCAGCUCUAGGUACCAUCCUAAACCUUCAGUCUCAGAGUCAGGAUCCAAAUGGAAUGGCACCAGGGACUGCUCCCACACUAAAGCUACAAGGGACAAAAACUCAACAGAUUGGCCUCUGCAUUCCCACUGACAGUUCAACAGCUCUAACCCAGAGAGCUGCAUAUUGGGAAAAGCCUUCAAAUUCACUGAGACCACCCAAAGUGCCCCUCCAAAUUUGCUUUCUUUGCCAACAAGAGCAACAAGAACUCCACCUCAAAAGAAAUGGCAUCCCCUCCUCCAAAAUCCAAACCAUCCAGGGACUGAUCCCCUACCAAGGUGUCAGAACACUGGUAUUGGGCAUUACCUGUCCAGGACACUUGAUCAGCUGCACACCAAGACAUAGUGCAGCUGCUUACCUUGUCCAAAAGAAGUGUGCUGGCAGAAUUUCAAGAAGAUUACCUCUGAGAAGUGGAAAACACAUGCCAAAUUGAGUCUUUCAGGAAGGAGACUGCCUUUCAAAGAUGGGUACCAACUCCAUGAUUGAGUCAGUCCUUCCAAACCAAAUGUGCCAGGAGAUAAAGCUGCUGUUUCCCUUAAGCUGCACAACACAGCUUCUGAUCUGCACCUCCAACACUGGGGCUUCUUGCUUGCCUUCCCAUAAGAAAGCAUUGCCAUUCUCAUUCAGGAACUUACCAAGCACAAGUUGCAUACCACAUCCAGCAUUGAAUAUGUCCAACAAUGGCUCCUACCAGAAAUGUCUUGCUGGACUACAGCAUGCCCUUAGCUUCUCAGCACUAUGCAGCCCGGUGUUCUGCCUCUCUUGUCAUCUGAAUCUAACUGAAAACACUUUUAGCACAGCAGCACGAUCUGGGCGAAGAGAAGGAGACAUGAAGCACAUGUUUUUGUCCUGGAACAUUUCUGUGUGAGGCUUCUGUUGGGAUCUUUAAUCCUUAUGAAGCUGUAAUGUGCACAGUGGUCCUUUAGGCUGAUCCCUGUGGCCUCAGUGCCUACUGACACCUUCAGUGUUGGUUAUUUCAAGCUGCUGGACAUGCUGGUGCUGCUGUUUCUGCUCGUGCUUUUCCUUUUCACUAGUGCUUCCUCCCUGGCAGUCAUCAGCCCGGAUCUGGCAUCAGGCCUUUCUGUCCAGCUGGUGCCUUCUGCAAUGUCUCCCAAGGGUAUGAAGUUCAGUGGCUGUCCAGCUGCAAACCAAGCAGGAACAUGGCCAGUCUGUGCCUGGAGCUGGAGCCCAGAGGCCUGGAAAGGCUCAGCCAUGCAUGGAGCAUGGAGCAGCAGUGACAUCCUAACAGCCCUGCCCUGCCAGCCCCAUGGCAGGGAUGUCAUACCUGACACAGUGACGACAGCAUUGCAGCUUGGCAGAGGCUCAAAACACAGGAAUUUCAGGACCAUCCAAGUUUUACAACUGCUUUACCUGCAAAGCAAUUGCGGUGAGGUUUUGCAGAAAAAAGCUCUUAAUGCAUUAAAUUGUCUAUAAUAUGAGUGAGAACUAUGCUAAGCCAAGGUUUUGACUUAACAGCUUAAGUUUCAACAUUCAUCAAGUCACAUUGUCAAGAGCUGUUCUGAAAUGUUUAAUAAGCUUUUUGUUUUAAGAUUUACUUUACAAGGCAACUUGUAUCACUUUCAUCAGUAUCUCAAUACAAAAGUCUUACAAUGCUUUGUUUGCUAAAAAAAAACCUACAACAUGGAACUGGGGGUCAGGGAGUUGUCUCCUUUUGCCAGCUGUUUUGGGAGGAGGGGUGUCCCACAGCCUGCUGCUGGAGGCUGCUGGACUCAAGCAAUAAGUUACACAAGUUCUGUACAUAAUUACAGUCAGAGUAUGCAGCUGUAUUAUACACCACAGGUAAACACCAUCAGGGCCUAUAACUACUAUAAAGGAGAGCUUUUUCUUGAAGAUUUCAGAGUUUAUUUGACCAUGGAUAAAUCUGUUCUAUCAGGGGACUGACAUCCAUCUUUCGUAGGCACCGAUCCAGGCAGAAUUGCCUUGCAGAAAAAAACUGGCUCUUUUGCAAACUUGUGCAGCAUUUUAAAAAAAAUUAUGUAGCUCUCAAGUCUUUAACAAAUUUAUAAAAAUAAUUAUUUGCUACUCUUGUGCCUACCUUCAAACACAGAAUUACUUUAAUAACUUCAUAUUCUCUUUCUGCAUUAGGUUCGCUGCAGUAUUAGAUCAGGCAGAAACUUCAAAAUCUUAAUUAGUCCAACUGUGACUCAACCAACUGGAUAUUUUAGCCAGAACAAAAGAGUUUAACUACAACUCCAAAGAAAACAAAGGAAGCUUGUACCACAGCAGCUCAAGCUAACUAACACUGAAUGGGUUUU